AUGAGCCCUCCGUCAUCAUCUAAGUUGCGUACUCUAUUCAUCGGUUUGAGCCCGACGGCCGAGGAGACGACCGAAGACGACGUGGACGAUUUGCAGGAUGGGUUGGUGACGUCGUCGUUGGCAUCAGUUAGACGGAAAGUUUACCCUUCGGACUUUGUGUUUCAUAAGGUGCUAGGGAAAGGAAGCUACGGAACGGUGAUGCUCGUGCGCUCUUUGUUAGACGGCAGGAUAUAUGCGAUGAAAAUGCUCAGGAAGGAAAACGUGAUACGGAGGCAUCAGGUCCAACAUACCAGAACGGAAAGGAACGUAUUGGAGCUUAUCAGACAUCCCUUUAUUGUCUCUUUGUACCAUGCAUUCCAAACCAAUAAGAAACUAUAUUUCGUUAUGGAAUUCUGUCCUGGAGGUGAACUAUUUUUUCAUCUCUCAAGGGCGAGCAGAUUCCCAGAACCUAAAGUAGUAUUCUAUGCAGCAGAAAUUAUACUCGCUCUUGAAUUCUUACAUCGAAGAGACAUAAUAUACAGAGACUUGAAACCGGAGAAUAUUUUGCUUGAUGGCGAAGGACAUGUGAAGUUGACCGACUUUGGCUUGUCGAAGUCCGGAGUGGCCGAUAACUACGGUACGCGAUCGUUAUGUGGUACACCCGAAUACUUGGCGCCCGAGAUCUUAUCGCAACAAGGCCAUGGAAAGGCCGUGGACUGGUGGUCUCUAGGGUCGUUGAUAUACGAAAUGUUGACUGGAUUGCCGCCUUUCUAUUCCAAGGACCGAGAUCGAUUAUUUCACAACAUUCGGUCUGGAGACAUAAAGUUCCCUCCCCAUGUCUCGCAGCAGGCCCAAGACCUCAUGAAGAAGUUAUUUGUACGAGAUCCAGACCGUCGGUUGGGAGGCAGUGCACGAGACGCCGAUGAGAUUAAGGAACAUCCAUUCUUUAAGGGGAUCGAUUGGCGGAAAAUCGAAACCAAGCAGGUUACCCCUCCGUUCCAGCCCCAGCUAGAUGGGGAGAUGGAUACCCAAUACUUUGAUCGCGAGUUUGUGAAGCUACCCGCUGUGAAUAGCGAGGUCGCCGAUAGUAUAAAUGAAUCCGUCCGAGAUGACAUGUUCCCCGGCUUCAGUUACAAUUGCCGAGAAGAAGAUUAG
Messenger RNA from Gregarina niphandrodes, 1134 nucleotides. Its product is annotated as protein serine/threonine kinase catalytic domain protein. Gene Ontology annotation, molecular function: ATP binding; protein serine/threonine kinase activity. The transcript is spliced from 2 exons. The coding region runs from base 1 to 1134 and encodes 377 amino acids. The record is from RefSeq and is a predicted model, not a curated record. Gene Ontology annotation, biological process: protein phosphorylation. Lineage: Eukaryota; Apicomplexa; Conoidasida; Eugregarinorida; Gregarinidae.